AGUAGGAAAAAGGUGGAAAAAGUGAAAUAUAGGAACAAUACAUAAAUUAUUGAAGGCAAUACAAGCACGAAGGCGACUGAUAACUGUUUGAUAUUAUUUGAGUUUCUACUUUUCUCAGCGCUGUCAUACAAUCAGAAGUUUUUGAUAACAUUCCCAUUACAUGGGUUGUGUGCCACACAAAACCUCUUAACUUAUCACUUUUAUCGUUCGAUCGUUAUAACAAAUUCAAGUCGCCAGCGGACACCGUUCCGUCGAGAUUGCACAUCUUUCGUCUCUCGAGCGGGAAAUUUCAAUACGACCCUAUUAGCGACAACUCUGCAGUAUCCAUAUCCGUCUAACAAAUUAGAUUCAUUUCCACACUUUCACCAGGAAUUUCCGCGGAUAACUAUCUAGAUAUGGCCUAGCAAGAACAGUCGUCGUCUCGUGGAAAUCUUCAAUAUGUUGUCGAGUGAAUCAUUCGCAAUUUAGUGUCUUUUGUGUCUCAACCCGGGGGAAAGUAUUGAAAAGUCGGUGAAAUCUACGGAAAAUGGGUCGUUCUCAUUCGAAAAUGAAAUUACCCAAUAAUCCGCUGGAGCAAAUUGAGUAUAAUCUAAAACGCAAACAGAAGGAGUUGGAAAAACGGAAAAAACGUCAUGAAAAGUUGAAGAAGGAAUUGAAGAAAGGGAAAAAAUUCAAGCACUUUGGUGGCAGUGGUGAAGUGAAUGAUGGUGAUGAGUUAAAUGGAAAAAAAUGUGAUCUUAGAAUAGUGGAUUAUGAUAAAAUAGCAACUAAUCGACUGCGAAAUCAAUUGGCUUAUGAUUUCUCAUCAUUUGUGCUCAAUCAACUGAUAUUAUCCAUGCACUUCUAUGGGAAUUGUGAAAGAGAGAAAUUGGAAGCUAUAGAAAGAAACCUGCGACGGGAAAGUGACAAAAAUAGGAACUUAGAAAAGCACUCAAUAAUUCUGCCCAAUGUCCUUGACGAUAUGGUUGAGCGGAGGGUUCACUUCAGACCCAAGCAUGGUCCCCUUAAAAAUGAACCGACAUCAUUGCAAAUGCAAAUGAUGUACGUAGUCCAUGAGAAUAUAGAAAUCCUUAAACCCGACGAUACGAACUAUGCUUGGAUAUCACCCACUUGCAAAGUGGUUUUAGAUACUCAAAGCUUGAAAACAGAAAACUGGAAAGGAUAUGUUCGUUUGAAACUAUGGGAGCUCAUCAAGAAGAAAGAAUCGACAGUACCGCCCGAACGUCGGCGAAAACGUCGAACUGUUUUAAGAAAAACCAGAGGUAGUAGAAGUUCUACCAGCAACACUAGUAACACUAGCAAUACCAGCUCGUCAGAUGACGAGGAUAGUUCUUCAGAUAACUCUUGCUAUGUCGCAUCCAGGCACAUGAACGGUGGCGGUGGACAAUUUUCGAUAAGUUCCUCGAGCACCGUGACAAAUCCGUCGAGUUCGGAAUAUGACUAUGCUUACAUAACGAACCUAAAUACUCAUCGACCUCUUAGUUUACUAACAACAACUAGCUAUGAAUCGUCAGAGGCGGGUAGUUCCGGAAUACCUGGAUGGUGUAUAAGUGGACUACCGACAUAUCUUGACUAUAAUUCUAGUGAUACUGAGAAGCACGUCUAUUCAGAUUUUUCAUCAGAUAAGAUAAAGUAUCUAAACUCUAAGGCUUUUCUCUGUUAUUUCGCAAAGCAACUUGAAGAUAAACUUGCUGUGAAUUUAGGAAUAUCUCGUGAAGAACUGAAGGUGGCAACCUGGCGAGGAGCUUCAAUUUACACGUCUAACUAUGAAAUUAUACCUGCCAUUUUUUGUCCCUGGCCAAGUUGUGCCUUCGAGUGGAUGCGCAGACAGAGACCAGUUCAUGAGAAUCCUUUAACUGGUCAGAAAUUCCAAUGGCCAAACCAGGCAAUGGUCCACAGAAUUGUAUCUUUUGGAUGCCAUGUUGUUCCGCUAGGCUACGCUCCCAAAAGAGGAAAAAAUCCAUUCCGCGAACUCGAAUGGAAGAUUGUAUUUCCGAAAGCUGAACGCUAUUUGGAAUCUUGCUUGACCAGCACGCAAAUCAAGGUCUUCAUGAUAUCAAAGGCACUCAUCAAAACUUUCAUGGAGCCUCAGCAAGGAGAGGAGACCUACAUGUUUUCAUUCGACCACCUACGAGCCCACCUCUUCUGGCAGUGCGAACGUAACUACGGAGCUUGGCCGGAAGAGUACAUUGGGGAAGUUUUAAUUAGAUUUCUCAACUCUUUCCUAGAAGCAAUAUCAUGCAAAAAACUGCGUGAUUACUUCCUCCCGGAAAGAAAUCUUUUUGAAAAUAUUCCGGAGAAGGCUCAAGCUGAUCUUCACCAAAUUAUCUCUCAAAUCAUUCAAAAUCCUGUGAUGCACAUUAUGAUGGCUUAUCGGAAUAUACAUUCGUUGCAGAAUGUUUUCCCAAAACUGAACUACAAGGAGCUGUACUCCAUUAUUGUUCUAGAGAAUCCAAUUACAGUGAUAAAUCGAUCAGCGAAAAGUACAAAAUCUAAUAAGGUCCUGCAAAAUAUACUGAAAGCAGAGAGAAGACGUCAGGAGUCAGACGAUGAUGACUCCGAGGACGAAACAGAUAAAUUGCAAGGACUGAUCGGUUAUUCACAGAAGCGCGAGAAAUUCGAUGAAACGAAAAGGAGACGGACAAAAAAGCUGAAACGCAAGGAGCGCGCAAAGAUGAAGAAAAAAAUCGCGAACGAGAAAGCACGACGACAAUCAAUGGACUCGAUUAAUUUGCAGUUUGUCGUUCCUGAGAGUUUAGAAAAAAUCAAACGAUGCCAAGGAAAGCCCCAACUCCGGAAAACUCUGGAUGAUCUUCGCAAAACCUUCAUCAUCGACUUUUUCGUUAACUUCUUCAUUACAUCCGCCCAGCACUCAUACUCCUACCAUGCCUUUGACCAGUCCACCAUCUAUUUGAGCCAAGCAUCGCGGCUUUGUACAGUCCUCCAAGAGUUCACCCUGCAAAAUGAUACUGCCAAAAAAUAUCUAGAAAAUAUCGAGCAAAUUCGACAAAAAGUCCAAACAGCAAUGGAGAAUGAGACCCAACUAGGACCUGCCCUUCCGCGUCGAAUAAGCUUGGAGCCAAUCAAAUCAUUCCAUUCGGGAAGUAAACUCCAGAACGGCCAAGCAGAUCCUUAUGCUAACAUAGACGUAGUGACAAUAAGACAGGAAAAACUCAAAGAUGAGCCAACGUCAAAGAAACCUCUCAGCGGUAGAAAAUCAGUUCAGUUCAAGGAGUCACCCUUCAUCGAACCUCGGCAGUUCGUAGCAACCACGGCACAAGUUCAUUCUCAACCCCCAAACUCUGUUGAUCAGCAAAAUGGUAUUAAACCUAAAUUGAAGAUGAAUGGCAUCAUCAAGCAGCGAAGUGUUGAGGAGUUGAUACCCGGGAAGGAGAGUAAUGGUGUCAAGUUCAAAGCAACAGGUGAGGAGACCCCGCACUUGAAGAUGUCCCCUGUGAAAUCCGGGAAGAAGGAAAUUAAAAUUGCUGCGAUAGAUAUCGAAUCGGACGAUGAAAUCUAUGGAGAUUCAACUGAACUCUGAAUUAUUUUGUAAAUAUAUUCAGGAUAUAGGGUAGCUUUGCGUUAGUCGUUGAUAGGAUUUGUACAGAAAACGUUAUUUUU
Hermetia illucens (black soldier fly) is the source of this 3621-nucleotide messenger RNA. RefSeq lists its product as uncharacterized. The record is from RefSeq and is a predicted model, not a curated record. The transcript is spliced from 4 exons. Bases 527 to 3541 code for a protein of 1004 amino acids. NCBI's taxonomy places the organism in Eukaryota, Metazoa, Arthropoda, Insecta, Diptera, Stratiomyidae.